AUGCCCCACUAUCCUCACUGCCUGUCUACUGCUGUCAUGGCCACCCCUAGUGUUCUCAUCUUUGACGCUGAGGGUCGGGCAGUUGACUUUGAGGUCUGGGUAGAUGAUAUGCAGCUUUUCCUACAGUGCGAUAGAGCAGAUGGUCUCUCCCUGUUUGACCUCACUUUUGGUGCCUGUCCUGCCCCUGCUGCUGAUGCUGACGCCACUAUUCGCUCACAGUGGGCCACGCGCGACGCUGCUGCUCGCCUUGCUGUGCGCCGCCACUUACCGACCGCUGAGCGUGCACACUUUAGCCAGUACAAGAGUGCUCAGACCUUGUACGACGCUGUAGUUGCACGCUACUCUUCCCCUGCCACUGCUGCACUAAGCCGCCUCAUGCUACCGUACCUCUUCCCUGACCUUGCUGUCUUUCCCACAGUCGCUGACCUCAUUACGCACCUCCGCACUAGUGACACUUGCUACCAAGCUGCUCUUCCUGCUGAGUUAUGCGCCAAGAACCCGCCCCCCAUGUACAUCACCCUCUACUACAUAGUCACCCGGCUCCCUGACUCUCUCCGCGUAGUCAGGGACCACUUCCUCUCAGUUUGCCCCACCACUCUCACCGUUGACCUCCUCAAGAAGGGCCUCCUAGCAGCAGAGAAUAGCAUUGUCGCUAUAGGAGCCUCUCGUGGUGACCCUCGCACCCAAGUCUUUGAGGGGUGUUCCCCCUCCCCCCUCUUGCCCUCUGUCGCCUCUGCUGCUGCGGCCGACCUCGUUGGUUUCGAGUCGGCUUAG
Messenger RNA from Closterium sp. NIES-65, 774 nucleotides. NCBI's taxonomy places the organism in Eukaryota, Viridiplantae, Streptophyta, Zygnematophyceae, Desmidiales, Closteriaceae. The record is from the annotation of a GenBank genome assembly.